Molecule: messenger RNA, 3192 nt
Organism: Zootoca vivipara (common lizard)
Lineage: Eukaryota; Metazoa; Chordata; Lepidosauria; Squamata; Lacertidae
Gene: TMEM170A
Product: transmembrane protein 170A
Biological process (GO): endoplasmic reticulum tubular network organization
Cellular component (GO): endoplasmic reticulum membrane
Source: RefSeq, a predicted model, not a curated record
UUCAUUUUUAAUGUAUUAAAAUAGUUGUAUGCCGCUGUGUCAUCAAAAAUACGUUCAAAGCGGUUUACAGUACAGCAAUAAAAGGGCGGCUUCCGCUUCGUUCACCAGAGGUUCCUGCCUGGGGCCGCUCUGGCAUUGCCUCUCUGUGGUGCUGGCGGAGCGGAUGUUGAUGUCGAAGGAGGCAUGGACGGAGGAGGCGGCUGCAGCGGCGACGAUUCGGUCCCUCCCGCCCCGGGGGGCCUUCUGCAUCAGAUCCUGAGCCUCCACCUGGUGCCUCGCUCGGGAAACGUCACCCGAGCCGCGUGCGCCGAAUCCCUCUGCGAGUUCACAGAAAUGUGGUAUGGCGUCUUCCUGUGGGCAAUGGUGUCGUCUCUCUUUUUCCACAUCCCCGCAGCACUCCUGGCCCUCUUCACUCUCCGGCGGCACAGAUACGGCAGGUUCAUGUCGGUGAGCAUCCUGCUGAUGGGCUUCGUGGGGCCAUUAGCGGCUGGGAUUUUAUCAAGUGCUGCAAUUGCCGGUGUUUACAAAGCUGCUGGAAAGGACAUGAUCCCUUUUGUGGCCAUGACUUUUGGAGUGGGGCAGACCUUCGGUGUGGUGAUGAUUUCUUUCCUACGGAUUUUAGCCACCCUUUAGCAUCUCGCAUCAGACGCCAUUGCAAACAGAGCAGCACCAUGCAGGAUUCUGGGGGUGAAAAGGUCAAAGGGCAUGUCCAUGGGGAAGUUCCUCUAUGCAAGCCCCACUGAAAUGGAUAUGGGAGCCACAGAAGAGCUUUGCCAUGCUCUGACACGGGCCCCAUUAAUUUCACUGGGGAGAACUUCAGUGGAUCCGUGCAAUUUUUCUCCAGUAAUUAUCUCCGGCAGCCUGAAGCAGCCCCAUUUCAUCCUUGGCCAGCUGGCUGAAGAUCCUGGAGGAAACCAUCGUUCUACAAACACAUCUUAUAGUCUCCAGACGACAUUCUGGCACAACCCUGGCUGCUUUCUAACUGAAAAUGAGACAUUGGUGCAGAAUAUUUUGAUCAAGUCUCUUCUUGUCAAACAAUACAAGGAAUGUGUGAGUGAGUGGGGGAUGGAUAGAAGGUCUAAAACUCUGUGGCCCUCCAGAUGUUGCUAGACUACAACUCCCAUCAGCCCCAGCUAGCAUGGCCAACAGUCAGGAACGGUGAGAGCUGUUCCCCUCCAGAUAUUGUUGGAGUUCAGGUUCCCCACCCUCGGUCUGAAUAUUUCUGGAGCACUGCCAUGUAGCCUGGAAAUGUUUGCAUCUGCCAUUGAACAAGCUUUCAGCCAAUUCUUUGUUUAUAUUUUGUAAACAAUUUUGUAACCUUAAGUGCCAAGCUUUUCUGUUUUGGGGUAAUUUUUUUUUAUUCAGCAAACAAAUGUGUGAUGGUGAAGCUGUCUUACUCUAAUUGAAAGUAUCCAUCCUAGGAUAGUACCGCUGGAGAAACUUCACCACUAAAUCUGAUCUGAAUGCACUUUAAUGGACUUAAACCUUUUCUUAUGGAAGAAUGUGAAUUAGAAGCUGUAAGGGAGAGGGUGAGGGGCUUCUUCUGCAAAAAAUCUUCUUGGAUUCUGGUCAUUGCUGUGUUUAGACUGCUGUGAAGGCUGAGACAAAAGUGGUGGUGGGGAGAAUGCUUUGUUGCUACCUCAAAUACGUGGCAUGGAUAUGAAGUGCAGUUUUACCAAACCGUGCAGGUUCUCGCUGUGUCCCUUGUUUGUGAAACAAAUGGUAGUUGGAUGAAAUCCAGUAAAUGCUACGAUAAUCAGUUCCUGAACGCUGGGUUGUACCCUUGUUAAUAAUGUCCUUGAUGAUUAGGUUGUACAGAUUCCAUGUGAAACAUUUCUUAACACCUGUAUUACGUGAGGAGUAUUGUGAUAAUCUAUUGUCUUGAAUCUUGUUAUAUAGGCCUGGAUUUUUAGAAGUAUGUAUAUAGGAACAGUGAUUGUCCUGCAGUCAGCUCCCUGCUGUGGGGACUUGGGUCUUUCUUUUUGGAACCCUACAAGUGCCUGGGCAAUUUGCCUCUCCUCCAGGGUCCAGUCUUACUACUGUUGCCAGCCCAUUGUUACUCCUCAAGUGCCAUCCUCUGCAGAGUCAUGACCAGAAAUGCUUCCUCCAGAGAUUUGGGGGUGGCAGAGAUUCUAGGUGUUUACUGGUCCGUCUUUGGAAGAUAGAUCUUUGCAUUCUCACUCUUGAGGCCAUUGCAGCAUCAAUUCAUAUUUUGGGUGGGGGGGAGAUGUACAGCCCUCUCCUGAGACUGUACAGUGUCAAAAUACAAGCAGGAAAUGAUAGUUGUGGAAUGCUUUGAAACAAACUUCCCCUACAUCCUUUAGGAGAUGAUGUUUCCCUGAAUGUUUAAAUUGGCUCUGAUCAGUUAGGCUUUUAAAAUAUAUAUAAUCCAAGUUCUUGGUGAAAUGCAUCUUUUUCUCCAGUACCUCUCCCGUUCCCCAUGUCACCCUUCCAUUGUUGAACUCGGGCCAUGUGAUUGGCUUUGCCAAGCAAUGACAGACCUUUACUUCGUCAAUUGCAGAGGCUGACUGGGGGAGGGGGGUUGUGGCAGGUAGGUAGGGAACGGCUGUCUUUUUUGUAGGUAACAAAUCAGGAUUAGCCAGUCAGAUUCUCUGACCACAUCGUAGUAUUUCCAACCACUUGGUUGGGGCUUCCCCAUGCCUUAAGGCUGGUUGAGCACUUUAGAGCUAUAAUUUGUCACUUUAACUUUCCCCUGAUCUGAAAAACGUUGGUAUCGUAUUCUGAUCUUUUUUUUUCCUCUUAACUUUCUACUCUUUAGUUUAAUUUGUUAACCCCCUGUUAAGUUUUUUGGGGGGAGGGGAAGGGUCUACCAAACGCUUAGCAAAUGUGAAAUCUGUUGAAUUCCAGUGAAGCCUAAAAGAGGAUCUCUUGUGAAUGCAUCAAUGCUGUUUACUGUUCUCAUGAACCCCACCGUGUGUCAGGACUGCAGCCGACAGAACCCCCUUUUCUUCAGCAAGCUCUUUCCAUGGCCUGCAUCCGUGAGCCCAACUUUGUGCGGGAGAUGAAGAGCUCUUUCCCUCCCGAAUUGUUCCACUAACUGCUGCGGCAAACGUGAACAAAGCUUUAUAAGGCAGGGAGAACAGGACUGUGAAUAUCAGUUUUUAUUUUUCUACCGACACUUCUGAUUUUCACGUUUGGUAUUUUAGCUAAUAAAAUCCCAAUUGAUCCUUG